Messenger RNA from Helobdella robusta, 834 nucleotides. RefSeq lists its product as hypothetical. Gene Ontology annotation, cellular component: cytoskeleton. Bases 1 to 834 code for a protein of 277 amino acids. The record is from RefSeq and is a predicted model, not a curated record. The transcript is spliced from 4 exons. Lineage: Eukaryota; Metazoa; Annelida; Clitellata; Rhynchobdellida; Glossiphoniidae.
AUGCCUACUUGUAAGAAAGAUGCUGACUGCAAAAUAAAAAAAGGAUACCGUAUCAGCAGUCUAGACUCGGACACAUCUUCGAUUUCGCUUUCGAAGAUAGCCUCUGAGGUUAGCAUAUGUCGAUCGAAGGAUGUCCAGAAGAUGAAGCAAGUUCAUCCGGUUUAUGCAUCUUAUACCGCUCCCGGACCAAAUGCUUACCCAAUCAAAUCAUGCACCGGUUACAAAGACCAUGACCCGACCAAAACAGUUAUGCCAGCGUAUAGUUUCUUUAGAGAUGUUCGAUUUCGCGACCCACCAAAACCGCCAGAGCCAUUUUGCGAGAUAGACUGUACGAAACAUGUUUGUUUUAAAUGCUGUACAAUACCGAAGUACGUUCCGAUCGAAAAGGUAUCCGACGUACCGGCUCCAAACACUUACAACCUCAAUCCCGGUUACCAGUUAGUCGAGAAGCAGUCUCCAAAAUACACCUUCGGCUACCGAUUGUGCGACAAGAUUAACAUAACACCGGGACCGAACGAGUAUUGCAUUACGUGCGGGAGCAAAUAUUAUCCAUGGAGUGCAGGAUUCAGCAUGGGUAUCAGAGAUGCAUACAACUCCUACUUGAGAGACAUCUGCAAAACUCCGGCCAUACAAUCAGUUAAUUCUUCUUGUGUGUUACGAAGGGCUCCAAGUUAUUCUAUCGGAAAAAUAUUGGCGCCACUGGUUAAAGAGAAAAGUCCCGGGCCAGGCGCUUACAAGCCUGAAUGUGUGACUUUGAAUAAAGAAAGACAUCCGCAAUAUUCGUUCGGCAAACGACACUCCAAAUACAAAAUCACGCCCAUUGUUUUGUCUUGA